CUCCCCGUCUCCUUGCUCGCUCCUUCUUCUUCCUCAAUCGACUCGGAUUCUCUCUUCCCCCUAUACAUACAUAUAUUCUCAAAUUUCUGCCUAGUCUUCGUAUUCUUCACCAUCGAAGUUCCAUCACGUCUUCUGUGGUUUAGGAUUUGAAGAAAUGUUCUAUCUCAGCGAGCUCGAACAUUCACUAAGAGUGCCUCCGCAUCUACUUAACCUCCCACUCGAAGAUGCCAUUAAGUCAGUGCUUCAGAAUGUGUUCUUGGACAAGGUUUUAGUAGAUUUAGGGCUUUGUGUAUCUGUUUACGACAUUAAAUCAAUUGAAGGAGGGAUUGUUUUACCCGGUGAUGGUGCUGCCACUUAUAAGGUAGUUUUUAGAAUUGUUGUCUUUCGUCCAUUUGUUGGUGAGGUCAUCGCUGCAAAGUUCAAAGAAUCUGACACCAAUGGUUUGCGCUUAACACUUGGAUUCUUUGAGGACAUUUAUGUGCCAGUUCCACUUAUACCGACACCUAACCGCUGUGAGCCUGACCCUUAUAACAGGAAGCAAAUGAGAUGGGUGUGGGUAUUUGAAGGACAAGAGUAUAUUAUCGAUGAUUCCUGUCAGAUCAAGUUUCGAGUUGAGGGCAUCAGCUAUCCAUCAGUUCCAAUUGAGCGAGCAGAGGAUGCAAAGCCUUUUGCUCCUAUGGUGAUCACAGGGAAUAUAGAUGAUGACGGUUUAGGUCUUGUUUCUUGGUGGGAUUCUUUUGACGAGCUUGAAUAAGAUGAUGCAAAAGUAGAAUUACAAAAAGAAAUAUUAUGAUGGAUGAUGGAGUUGGGUGAGAAGAAGAUGGAUGUCAGGAGCGUGGUGAUCCUCUGCACG
Molecule: messenger RNA, 853 nt
Organism: Capsella rubella
Lineage: Eukaryota; Viridiplantae; Streptophyta; Magnoliopsida; Brassicales; Brassicaceae
Product: DNA-directed RNA polymerase III subunit RPC8
Exons: 9
Coding region: 155-754 (199 amino acids)
Biological process (GO): DNA-templated transcription; transcription initiation at RNA polymerase III promoter
Cellular component (GO): RNA polymerase III complex
Source: RefSeq, a predicted model, not a curated record